AUGAUUUCAUUUUAUGGUUGCAUCACACAGGUAUUUUUCAUUAUAUGGGCCUUGGGGUCAGAAAUGCUACUUCUUUCAUUUAUGGCUUUUGAUCGCUAUGCUGCCAUCUGUCACCCUUUGCAUUAUACCAUUAUCAUGAGGAAAGAGGUGUGUAUUUUCAUAGCAACCAUUGUAUGGAUUGCUGGAAUGAUAAACUCGGCAGUACAUGCUGGACUUAUGCUGCACGUUUCAUUUUGUGAUUCCAAUGUCAUCAAUCAUUUCUUUUGUGAUAUCCCUCCAAUGUUGAAUCUUGCAUGCUCAGACACCAGUAUAAAUCAAUUUAUGACCAUGCUUGCAAAUGUAGUAUUUGGGAUUUGUAGCUGUGGGUUGACUCUAACUUCUUAUUGUUUUAUACUGAGGAGCAUCUUCAAGAUCCAUUCUGCUGAAGGGAAGAAGAAAGCAUUCUCCACAUGUUCCUCACAUCUCAUUGUAAUCAGUCUUUACUUUACUGCACUAAUCUACACAUACAUCAGGCCCUCUUCAGUGUAUUCCCUGGACAAAGACAAGCUUGUGUCUCUCAUUUAUUUGGUGAUAACUCCAGUUAUUAACCCAAUCAUAUACUCACUGAGAAAUAAAGAUUUUAAAGAAAGAAUGAAAAUUCUCACAGGUUAUCUAAGGUUGCUUCCAAAACCUUAA
Thamnophis sirtalis is the source of this 675-nucleotide messenger RNA. Its product is annotated as olfactory receptor 13A1-like. The record is from RefSeq and is a predicted model, not a curated record. Gene Ontology annotation, biological process: G protein-coupled receptor signaling pathway. Gene Ontology annotation, cellular component: membrane. Gene Ontology annotation, molecular function: olfactory receptor activity; G protein-coupled receptor activity. NCBI's taxonomy places the organism in Eukaryota, Metazoa, Chordata, Lepidosauria, Squamata, Natricidae.